CCAGGUCGCCACUUUGGACCGCCGCCUCCGCCAGCCCUCCGAGCCUGUGCCGCCGCCGCCGCCGCCGCGAUGUGGGCUAUCCUGCCGCUACUCUGCGCUGGGGCUUGGUUCCUGGGACCCGCCACCAGCGACGCCGCCGCCCUGUCCGUGAGCUCCUACGAGAAGUUUCACUUUCAGUCAUGGAUGGCACAGCACCAAAAGAAAUACAGCUCGGAGGAGUACCCCCAAAGGCAGCAGACGUUUGUCAGGAACUGGAGGAAGAUCAACGCCCACAACACUAGGAACCACACGUACAAAAUGGCAUUGAACCAAUUUUCAGACAUGACCUUUGAUGAAAUAAAACAAAAGUAUCUUUGGUCGGAGCCUCAGAAUUGCUCAGCCACCAAAGGUAACUACCUUCGGGGUACUGGUCCCUACCCACCCUUUGUGGACUGGCGGAAAAAAGGACACUUUGUGUCACCAGUGAAAAACCAGGGUGCCUGCGGCAGUUGCUGGACUUUCUCCACCACAGGGGCUCUGGAGUCUGCGAUCGCCAUAGCCAGUGGGAAGCUGCUCUCUUUGUCAGAACAGCAGCUGGUGGACUGCGCCAAGGACUUCAAUAAUCACGGCUGCCAAGGGGGUCUCCCCAGCCAGGCCUUCGAGUACAUCCUGUACAACAAGGGCAUCAUGGGUGAAGACACCUACCCCUACAAGGGCCUGGAUGGUGUCUGCAAGUUCCAACCCAAGAAGGCCAUUGCUUUUGUCAAGGAUGUGGUCAACAUCACACUUAACGACGAGGAGGGGAUGGUGGAGGCUGUGGCACUGUACAACCCCGUGAGCUUUGCCUUCGAGGUGACAGACCAUUUCAUGAGCUACAGCAAGGGCAUCUACUCCAGUACAUCCUGCCAUAAAACUCCAGAUAAAGUGAACCAUGCAGUACUGGCUGUUGGGUACGGAGAAGAAAAUGGGGUCCCCUAUUGGAUUGUGAAAAAUUCUUGGGGUCCCUACUGGGGAAUGAAUGGGUACUUCCUCAUCGAGCGAGGGAAGAACAUGUGUGGUCUGGCCGCCUGUGCCUCCUACCCCAUCCCUCUGGUGUGAGCAGGGACGGCAGCAGCAGCAGCAACUGUUGGUGGUGAAGGGGAGGACCAGGCAGCCAGGGCCAUUCCGUGAAAAUGCUGCCUUGGAGGAAGUGGUGGGGAGACCCACCCAGGGGCCCGCCACCUUCCCUCCUCACCGCUGUGCCAGGCCUGGGAUCCCAAAGCAAACCAGGAAGAAGAAUUCCACCAAACAACAAGCUCAUCUGAAUCUCCUGGUGCAAAGAUGAGUACCAGCCAGUUGCCUUCAACCUGGUUUUCAGCUGAUCCAAACCCAUAUGAUAGUGCUCUCUUCCCAGGGGCUACUUUUCACGUUUGGAGAGAGUUCCCAUGACUGGUGCAGACUGUUUUUGCU
Trichechus manatus latirostris (Florida manatee) is the source of this 1428-nucleotide messenger RNA. RefSeq names its product cathepsin H (gene CTSH). Gene Ontology annotation, cellular component: lysosome. Lineage: Eukaryota; Metazoa; Chordata; Mammalia; Sirenia; Trichechidae. The record is from RefSeq and is a predicted model, not a curated record. Gene Ontology annotation, molecular function: cysteine-type endopeptidase activity. The coding region runs from base 70 to 1077 and encodes 335 amino acids. The transcript has 12 exons.